Molecule: messenger RNA, 649 nt
Organism: Drosophila virilis
Lineage: Eukaryota; Metazoa; Arthropoda; Insecta; Diptera; Drosophilidae
Source: RefSeq, a predicted model, not a curated record
UAUUAUAUGUUUGUCUGGCAACGCCUGCAGAUGAAACAACUCUAAUUAUUUGUGAGGCUUCAUUAGACAAAUUGGAUGUUCUUGGAUGGCUGAGACGCCUGAUGUUACGCCACGGCCGAGGCGUCGUUUGGGAUUAAGAUUGCACAAAAGAGCUGACACAACGCCGGGCAUACGUUUACAAAAAACUCAGAGGACAGCAACGCUGCUAUCAGAAGACGAGAAGAAUGAAAAUUCUGCUGAUGCUGUCGAAACUCCACGCGCAUUGCCUGGUAAAUUAAAGGCGAACUCGACAAUUUGCCGACGUCCUGGCUUGCCACGCAAGCGCAAGGAUCUGACUAAGAAAAGGUUGCAAUUUGCCACUGCUGACACGAGCGAGCUCGCGCCUAAGAAGGCCGACCCGAAGCCGUCGGAGGCAACUGCAAACGCACAUCUUAACAAUUGGAGACAACGUCAAAUACUUGAGCUCGAGGCAGACAUAGAGACUUGGAAAAAUGGUUUUGUUGCGGCUAUGGAUGAUUUGCAGGCGUUGGUUGUGCCACGAGUAGCUAAGAAAACGCUGCUCACACAACUGGGUAUACCACUAGAAAUGCUCAAGUACUUGGAUCAAGACUGAUGUACGUACAAUACACAAUUCAAUUCUUACUGCUAA